This is a messenger RNA of Ixodes scapularis (black-legged tick), 2537 nucleotides long. It is a transcript of the gene Hs2st, whose product is annotated as heparan sulfate 2-O-sulfotransferase 1. The coding region runs from base 349 to 1449 and encodes 366 amino acids. NCBI's taxonomy places the organism in Eukaryota, Metazoa, Arthropoda, Arachnida, Ixodida, Ixodidae. Gene Ontology annotation, cellular component: membrane. Gene Ontology annotation, molecular function: heparan sulfate 2-sulfotransferase activity. The transcript is spliced from 7 exons. The record is from RefSeq and is a predicted model, not a curated record.
AUUCACCAAAGUCCAAGCGAAUCAUAGCUAAGCCAAGCAAGCUGGCCAAGUUAUGGUCAUAGAUCGAUAUCUUCCCAAAACAAUCGUUUUUUCUGUUUGCGUUUUAGCUUGGACAUUAACUUUGAUGAAAAUAACUGUUUUCUGAUUUGUUUUUACUUCAGUUACUUCUCAAAGUAGCUCGCCUGCUCGCUUGCAGCAACACGGCAGUAAUAACGAGACCAAUUUUCAGCAGCACGGCGGACCUCACGCGAUGUGGGGUCUGGGACUCGGUGUUUACAACUUCAAGUUCCUGCAGAGUCUAACUGCGUGCUUUCAUUUGCUCGCCUCGCCGCUGCCCUAAUUAACAAGAUGAUUGCGAGAUUCUUCCAGUGGAAGUUUGUUAUCUUAUUCUGUGCGCUGGUGUGUUUCGUCUGCCUCUUCAUCCGCUUUGAAAAUAGGGUUUCUGUGCUCGAGGCCACAAGGCUCAAACUUACGGAAACCGUGGGCAGACUUCAGCUUGUAUUCUUGAAUGAGCGUCUGCACGACUUUCCGCCCGUGCAAGAAAGUCGGACAGACCCUCCGUUGGACGACUUCGGCCUUCCCGAAGGGACUAUGGACGACCUGGUGAUCAUCUACAACCGAGUACCCAAGACGGGCAGCACGAGCUUCAUGGGAGUUGCCUAUGACCUGUGCGGUGUGAACAAGUUUCACGUGCUACACCUGAACACGUCAAAGAACAUGCAUGUGAUGUCACUGCCUGAUCAGAUACGGUUUGUUUACAAUGUCAGCCUCUGGAAAGCCAUGAAACCUGCCAUUUAUCAUGGUCAUGUGGCGUUCCUCGAUUUUGCAAAAUACGGCGUCAAACGCAAGCCAAUCUACAUCAACAUAAUCAGGAAGCCCCUGGACCGGCUAGUAUCAUAUUUCUAUUUCCUGCGGCACGGCGACGACUUCCGGCCUUACCUGGUUCGCAGAAGGCAGGGAAACAAAAUGACCUUCGACGAAUGCGUGCUGAAGAAAGGGGUCGACUGCGCUGAAGAGAGGCUAUGGCUCCAAGUUCCCUUCUUCUGUGGUCACGCAUCUGAAUGCUGGAUUCCUGGAAACCUCUGGGCACUGGAGCAGGCAAAGCACAACCUGAUCAAUAGCUACUUUGCUGUGGGACUUACGGAGGAACUGCAGGAUUUUGUGUCACUGCUGGAGGUGUCCUUUCCUCGGAUAUUCAAAGGAGCCACUGCCAAAUUCCUGACAGGCAAGAAGGCGCAUCUGCGGAAGACCUUCAACAAGCAAGAUCCAUCUGACGAGACCGUAGAGAGCUUCAAGAAGUCCCGAAUUUGGCAGAUGGAGAAUGAAUUCUACGAGUUUGCUGCCGAGCAGUUUGACUUCGUGAGGAAACGGACGCUUGCAACUCAAAAUGGUGGCGAAGCCACUGAACUAGGACAGCAGUUCUUCUACGAAAAGAUUCGUCCCAAGUGAACUGUGUGUCCCAAGGCUAGCUAAUUGCGUGCAUUGUUUGACUACUAAUUAGCCUCAUGUUUGCUUAAUUACCUAAGCACGAAGGAGCAUGCUGCAGGUGUAGUUACACAUGCUGUGCCUGCUGGCACCUGCUGCAGUAAUGGUUUUAAAGCAAAAACCUAAAACAAAUUCUGCUUUGCACUUCCGUUCGUCAAUGCCUUAUUCUGAAUAUUCACUCCGAAUCUUUUAUGCAGGUAACGCAAGUUCAUGUACAAUCCCAGCAUUCCCCUGGCUGCUUCGGUUGUUUGGCAAAAGGUCUAUUUACUUGUUGUCAUUUUAGUGUCUCCAAACAGUUUUGCCUUCAUUCCUUCAGACAUUAUUUAUGAUUUCAUUUGAGGAAAGGCUUUUUUUCCGUUAACAUUUCCAGGGUCGCGUUAAAGGUUUUAUAUUUAUAUUUUUAUCUUAUGGCAAUAAAGAAAUCGCUGACGCUUUUGUUCUAACUUUACGCUGCUUAAUAGGCAUGUUUGAGUUCAGUGUUCCAUGGAUAUUUAUUGCUUAGUCGUGGAGGGGACGUUGUGAUUUGUGUGGAGCAUGUUGCAAUAAGAAUGUGAUGCUAGGGCUGCAGGAGCUGUACUACAAUUGAUGUUUUUUAUUGUGAAAUUGGAGUAACAAAUGGCUCUGCCACUGUGGGCUUUCAAGAAUUUCAGCUCAGCUUGACAUAACUUGAAUAGACAACAUGUACAAGUGUGCUUGGCAAUAUGUUAAUUUUUUUUUCAUACUUGUGUAAAAUAUUACAAAGUGACACUGCUGCCCGCCUGUGUGGCAUUGAGGUUUCAUUUCAGUCUCCGAAGCUCAAAGUGGAAAGUUCGAACCUUGAGUGGACUCUCCAUCUUGCAGGCUUUGGGCAUUGUUGAUAGCCUCGGUUGGUCUGCAGUGCAAGUCCCCAAUAUUUUCAUUGUUCCAAAAAAACAAACAAAAAAAACAGAUUCUCAUGUUUUAAGCUUGUGUGACUUGUGAGCUGUUGAAAUCUUUGUUUACGAAGUUCUAUGUCUUUUGAAUCUCUAUUCUUGAUGUGUAUUUUUGUAAUGAAGAUGGAUUUGUGUCCUGGA